Messenger RNA from Musca domestica (house fly), 1632 nucleotides. RefSeq names its product UDP-glycosyltransferase UGT5. Gene Ontology annotation, molecular function: UDP-glycosyltransferase activity. The record is from RefSeq and is a predicted model, not a curated record. The transcript is spliced from 2 exons. Lineage: Eukaryota; Metazoa; Arthropoda; Insecta; Diptera; Muscidae. Bases 60 to 1631 code for a protein of 523 amino acids.
UCUAACCUCUCAGUUUUCUAUUUAUCGUUCUACUAUUCACUUGCAUUCUCGGUGCAAGCAUGAAGUACUGUAAUACGCUAGUCAUUGCCUGGCUUUUAUUAAUUACGUCAACAUUCCACAACCUAGGCAAUGCUGCAAAAAUCCUCUCCAUAUUCGGUUAUCCCGGACCAUCACAAUAUAUUUUCAUAACACCGCUGCUAAAGGCAUUGGCCAAAAGGGGCCAUGAAGUUGUCUCCAUUUCAACAUUUCCCCAAAAGGAACCGGUGGAAAAUUUUCGAGAUGUAGCUGUUAUGGAAAAUUCGAAGCUGUUUGAACAAAUGCUCACCGAUUUCGCUGGAGGUGCUGAAAAAUCCUACUUCUCCGAAUUUAUGAAUCUAGCUUUAACCGGCAAAGCUAUGGUCACCAAUAUCCUGGAAAAUGCAGAAGUAAGGCAGAUGAUGGCCGAGGAACACUUCGAUUUGCUGAUUGUGGAGAUAUUUUUCUCCGAAGCACUGUUGGGAUUGGCAGAACAUUUCAAAGCCCCAGUGAUAACUGUUUCCACUUUUGGUACCAUAAAUUUCAUGGAUGAUUUAGUUCGAAAUCCCUCACCCUUAUCCUAUAUACCGCAUUUGGCCCUGCCAUAUGGUAAUCGAAUGUCGCUUAUGGAAAGAAUCGGCAAUGUUGUAAUGCAAACUUUGGAUGAUUUGAAUUUCAAUUUUGUCAUGCUUCCCUUUCAAGAGGAGUUGUAUGGAAAGUAUUUUCCCAAUGCCAGGCUGUCCUUGGAAGAAGCUCGACGAAAUGUUUCGCUGGUGUUGUUGAAUGAUCAUUUUACCCUACGUUCUGCAAGGCCUUAUGUACCCAAUAUGAUUGAGGUGGGUGGAUUGCACAUAAAACGUCAACCAGAUCCUUUGCCCCAAGAUUUACAGGAAUUACUCGACAAAGCGGAGAAUGGAGUUAUUUACUUUUCCUUGGGUUCGAAUAUCAAAAGCAAGGAUUUAUCGGCACAAAAAAUACAAAUGUUCCUUGAAGCCUUUCGAAAUCUGAAAUACACAAUUUUGUGGAAAUUUGAGGAGGACAAUCUACCGAAUAAGCCGGGAAAUGUUAUAACCCGCAAAUGGUUUCCCCAACCCUCUGUGCUGGCCCAUCCCAAUGUCAAGUUGUUUAUAUCCCAUGGUGGCUAUCUGAGUACCACGGAGACCAUAUAUCAUGGCAAACCCAUAUUGGGUAUACCUCUGCUUGGAGAUCAAUUUAUGAAUGUUAAAAAUGCUGUCAAGGCUGGCUAUGCCUUGAGCCUCAGUCUGGAUCAGGUUACACCGCAAACGUUGAGGAAAACAAUUCUAGAAUUGUUAACAAAUCCAGUUUACACCCAAAAUGUCCAGCAACGUUCAAAACAGUUUCGAGAUACGCCAUUAACACCGCUGGAAACUGCCAUCUAUUGGACGGAAUAUGUGUUAAGGCAUGAGGGAGCGGUGCAUAUGCGUAAUGCCGGGGUGGAAUUGAAUUUUAUUCAGUAUCACAAUAUUGAUGUUUAUUUAAUAUUGUUUGUUGUUUUUGUUGCUGUUCUUAAGUUGUUAAUUGUAGUGUGCCGCUUGUUGAUGAAACACGUUUGUGGUGGUGCGAAUUCGAAUCAGAAUAAAAUUAAAGCGAAUUGAA